This is a messenger RNA of Rhagoletis zephyria (snowberry fruit fly), 482 nucleotides long. RefSeq lists its product as uncharacterized. The record is from RefSeq and is a predicted model, not a curated record. Lineage: Eukaryota; Metazoa; Arthropoda; Insecta; Diptera; Tephritidae. Gene Ontology annotation, molecular function: microtubule binding. Gene Ontology annotation, biological process: negative regulation of centriole replication.
AUUACUAAAGAAGAAAAGGAACAGGAGAAUAAUAAAAAAUCCAUACCAAUAAGUAAAGCCACACAAAAAUCCCGAGUUCCUGGCCAUGCCCAUAUGAUUGAUAAUAAAGAUGAGAUUUCCGCACUGCCAGCUCGUUUUAGCAAUAUACGCCAUCAUUUGGAACGCACCACUGGUCCUGAUGUUGAGGAAGGUGCACUUUUGCCAUCGCCUACACGCGAGAAAUUGAUGCCGGCUAUCACCAAACGUGAGUCAGAAUCACAACGUGGCAGCCCAAAGAAAACAGCUGCCUCUCGCCAUGGUUCACCACAGAAGGGUAGUCCACAAAAAGGCAGCCCCAAGAAGGUGAUCAAAAGUAAGUACGAAAAUGUUGUUUAUUUGAUUUUUUUUUUUUUUGCUACAAAGAAACACUAGCGCAAAAAGGCACACUGCACAGUGUGUGUGUGUGUGUAUGUGUGUGCUGUUCAAACACUUCCUCCUUUACA